Messenger RNA from Stereum hirsutum FP-91666 SS1, 210 nucleotides. RefSeq lists its product as uncharacterized. The transcript has a single exon. The record is from RefSeq and is a predicted model, not a curated record. The annotation marks the transcript as partial. Lineage: Eukaryota; Fungi; Basidiomycota; Agaricomycetes; Russulales; Stereaceae.
ACCAAUGAACAUGGACCAAAUUCUACAAAUCCCCCACCUGACGUCAUAAAUGAAGAGGAAGAGUGGGAAGUCGACAAGAUCCAAGACACUAAAUGGCGCAGACUCGAAGGUUCUCGUUCUCAAGCCUUGCACUUCUUAGUACACUAUGCAGGCUAUGAUGACAGCGAGAACCAAUGGAGACCUCACACAGAAUUCCACGACGACGAUCAA